Molecule: messenger RNA, 1966 nt
Organism: Sodiomyces alkalinus F11
Lineage: Eukaryota; Fungi; Ascomycota; Sordariomycetes; Glomerellales; Plectosphaerellaceae
Product: acid protease
Exons: 3
Coding region: 210-1772 (520 amino acids)
Biological process (GO): proteolysis
Molecular function (GO): aspartic-type endopeptidase activity
Source: RefSeq, a predicted model, not a curated record
CACGAUACCUAAACCAUCACAGACCUUCUCUGUGGGGGUUUCAAGCCUGUUCUGUUAACGAGGGUACCGGGCCAACCAGGAAACUAGAAAGAGAAGCUGUCAACGGCCGGACCGAGUCAAAUCGAAACCUUAAAACUGAGACCAAGUGAAGGAGGGGCCAGGACCUGAGACUACCCAAGGAACCAGAAGCCCCAGGAACCAUAUUCAUCAUGAGGCAGCCAGGUGUCUCGUUCGCUACGGCUUUGCAUGGCUUUUCCAUCAUCCUGGGCGGCUUAGGGGGCGUAAGGUCCGCCAACGCCGCUGCCGCCUCUACCUCUGCAUUCGAACCAUCUCUCAAAGUCGUCUCACAGACCUUCCACAAGCUGAAGCUCCCACCCAACGUGGUCCAGAUCACCAAGACGAAGCGCGACAACACCCUCGACCUGACAGCCAUCAACAACAUCACGGGCGGGGGUUACUAUGCCGAGGUAACCGUUGGCACCCCGCCCCAGCAAAUCGUCAUGCACCUUGACACGGGCAGCUCCGACACCUGGGUCGUGGCCGCCGGCGCGGACUUUUGCGGCAGCGACGCCCUCCAGCGCCAGUACGGAUACUGCACCGAUACCUUCGACCCGGAUGCCAGCGACUCGUACGAGACGGCCGUCCCUGGUGGCUUCAGCAUCCAGUACCUCGAUGGGAAUCGAGUGCGGGGUGACUACUUCACCGAUCGCAUCUCGGUCGGCGGCCAGACCAUCGAGAGCCAGCAGAUGGGGCUCGGCACCGACCUGCAGCGUCCCUCCGGCCUUAUGGGGUUGGGGUUGUCGGAUUUCGUUGCUGCGAAUCGGCCCUACGCUACGGUGCUUGAGAAUAUGGUCGCCCAGGGAUACAUUGGUCGUGCUGCUUACAGUGUUUGGAUGAACGACCUGAGUGCCGACGAGGGCGAGAUUCUCUUCGGCGGCAUCGACACGAGCAGGUACUACGGCAGACUUACCACCCUUCCCAUCAUCCCAACCUUCGAUGGUACGACACGCUCCCAUUACACCGUAUCCCUCGGAUCCAUCAGCAUACGAAACAGCACCGAUGCCGACCCUGAACUCAUCACCCCCUCCACCUUUGGCGGCCGCGCCAUUCUCGACACGGGCUCCACCCUCAGCCUGCUCCCUAGCGACGUUGCGGAGUCCAUCUUCUCUGCUUUCGGCAUCGACAACAACUACGGCGUUGCCCUCGUCGACUGCGAACUGGCCGGAUCGCAAGGCGACGGUAUCGCCCUCGACUUUGCCUUUGACGACGACGGCCCGGCCGUCACCAUCCGCGUGCCCAUGCGCGAGAUGGUGCUCGACAUCAUCGGCUCGGCCUCCCUGGCCGGCACGAACCUCCCUUUCGACGACGCCUGCGUCUUCGGCAUCCAGGACACCGCCUUAUUCGGCGUCACCGCGGAGAACGGCGGCGAUGGUUUCGUCCUCCUCGGCGAUACCUUCCUGCGCUCCGCGUACGUCGUCUAUGACGAGCCCAACAUGCAGGUCGGCAUCGCCCAGGCCGUCCUCGGCGAUGACGUCUCCGCCGAUUCGAGCGGGGAUAUCGUUGAGCUGGCUUCGGGUCAGAGAAGCAUUCCUACAGCGACCGGGGUGGAUCCCAGUAGGGCCUCGGAUAACAUCGUCAACCACGACGAGGACGAUGGGGAUGACGAUAACGCUGCUGGCAGGAUAGGAGAGGGAGGGAUGGCGGGAAUGGGUGUCGUGGGAGCCUCCGUGCUGCUUGCUUCUUCCGUGGUUGUUCUCACGGCUGUUUUGUGAGGCGGUUAGACCGGGUCAGACUGGGAUAAAAGAAAUGUGAAAUGAAGUACGCAGCGUACAAGGAGUUCUGUUCUUAUCUUGGGAAAUGCGUUUAAAUCAAGACUGAACGUAGCGACAGCUCAGCCCGUCGACAUGAUAACGGGGUCCGUCGACUCCUGAGUAGCAUCAAAUGAAAGAAGAAAAAGAAACUUGUU